Messenger RNA from Sapajus apella (tufted capuchin), 1673 nucleotides. Its product is annotated as neuroblastoma breakpoint family member 11-like. The record is from RefSeq and is a predicted model, not a curated record. The annotation marks the transcript as partial. NCBI's taxonomy places the organism in Eukaryota, Metazoa, Chordata, Mammalia, Primates, Cebidae. The transcript has 5 exons.
GUUCUGAACUUGUUUACAGAAGAUCGGAAACAUCACGAGGAGGAACAAAAACAGAGAGACAGCAAAAAUAAACUUCUUACGAGUCAAGUGGCCCACUACCCGGGCUGCAGGCUGAAGACAGAAAAAAACGACAAAGAUGAGGAUGAAGAUGUUCAUGUUGUGGAGGCUGAGAAAAUACAGGAAUCACGUGUCCCCAGGGAGGUGCAGAAGAUUGAAGUCAAGAAAGUCCCUGAGGACUCACUGGAGAAAUAUGUCAUCACUCGUUCAAAUAGCUACGGCCCUACUGACUCCAGCCAGCCUCACGGAGACACCAAUGAAAUCACAUUUGAGGAAGACAACGUCCACUCUGCGCUGGUUGUAGAGAGUGAAUCAUCUCAUGAUGUGGUGGAGGAUGCUCUAAUUAUUCUUUCAGGUGACCUCUACAUUCGUUGUUUUUGGAAUCUGCAGGAGUCUGUAGAGGAGGAAGCCCUCCAGGAGUCCUGGGAUGAAGGUUAUUCGACUCUCUCAAUUCCUCCUGGCACAUCUGCCUUCAAUGAGUCUUACAGGAGCAACUUGCAGUCAUUAGAGGAGCAGCAAGUCAACUUGGCUGUCGACAUAGGCAGCUCAGCAUGGAGCUGGUGGAAGCAGAAGAGCCUGAAGUCUUCUGGUACUCACUGGAUAUAUUGUGUUCAACAUAUACAGCGUAUCUUGAGUUUUAUUACACAUGCCAGGCUUACACAUAUGCCAUUUUUUUAUUUGUAGAAGAGCAUGUUCACUUGACUUUGGACAUGGACAGUAGGUUUCAUACUAUGACGGUGAUAAGACUCAACCUGGUCUCCCGGAUAGGGGUCAUAUUCCCACACUAAGGCAACAUGUCACAUGGGACUCUGCCAGUGCAGAGUAUGAACAAUGCCAUGUUCUUGCUAAAAACACUUAGCCUGAGUUUCAUAGCCUGAGAUAAUCUCCAGACAACUUCAGAAUGUAGAACAGUGAGCAGCACUACUGACCUGUCUCCUUCAGACAGCCCAUGUCACCACAAAUCACACAACUAAAAGAAGAGACAUUUUGGGUUGAAAAAGAGUAAAAAGAUAAUGUAGCCACAUUUCUUUAGUUCUUUUGAACCCAAAGUGUCUCCUCAUCUUUUUGUUGUUGUCGUUGAUGGUGGUGACAUGGGCUUGUUUGUAGAGGACAGGUCAGCUGUCUGGCUCAAUGGUCUGUACUCUGAAGUUGUCUGAAAAUGUCCUCCUGAUUAAAUUCAGCCUAAGCGUUUUUCCGGGAACACUGCAGGGUCAAUGCUACCUCACCCAUCUGCAGGUAGAGACAGUCCCAUGUGUCUACCACCAUAAUCGUGAUACCAGGACUGUUCCACCAUUUGUCUACCACCACGAUCGUGAUGCCAUGACUGUUCCACCAUCUGUCUGUCAUCAUGAUCGUGAUACCAGGACUGUUCCAUCAUCUGUCUAUCACCAUGAUCGUGAUACCAGGACUGUUCCACGAUUUGUCUAUCACCAUGACCAUGAUACCAGGACUGUUCCACGAUUUGUCUAUCAUCAUGAUCGUGAUACCAGGACUGUUCCACCAUUUGUCUAUCACCAUGAUCGUGAUAUCAGGACUGUUCCACGAUUUGUCUAUCACCAUGAUCGUGAUGCCAGAUCUGUACCUUUCAGAGACACAUUAUUUAUACUGAAUGGUUU